Molecule: messenger RNA, 828 nt
Organism: Cyanidioschyzon merolae strain 10D
Lineage: Eukaryota; Rhodophyta; Bangiophyceae; Cyanidiales; Cyanidiaceae
Product: similar to methylthioadenosine phosphorylase mtaP
Exons: 1
Coding region: 1-828 (275 amino acids)
Biological process (GO): nucleoside metabolic process
Cellular component (GO): cytosol
Molecular function (GO): S-methyl-5-thioadenosine phosphorylase activity
Source: RefSeq, a predicted model, not a curated record
AUGUUGGGCGUGAUUGGUGGCACGUCGCUGUUCCACUCACAGCGCUUUGCGGGCUUUGACAGACGACACGUCCAUACACCAUACGGGGAGGUCGUCUGCUAUUGCGACAGUACAGAACCGUCUCUGGUAUUCUUGCAGCGGCACCAUGCGGACGCUCAUCGUGGUGUUGACGCGUAUACGCCUCCACACCGUAUAAACCAUCGUGCAAACCUGUACGCCUUAAAGCAAGUCGGCGUGGACCGCUGUGUAGGUGUCUACAGUGUCGGAUCUCUGAACCCCGCAAUUCGAGUAGGGACCUGUGUGCUUACCCACGACUUUUGCUCCCUCGCGCAACUCUGUCGGGCGGAAACGUUUUAUGACGAGGACAUGCGAGGCCACGCAGUCAUCCGCUUUGAUCAGAUGCUUCGCGACCGAGUUCUGACGUCGCUCAAGGAUCUGUCUGCUGCUUCCCAGAUUGGCGAUUCGAAGACAGCAGAAACGUCGUCUAAGCAGUCGUUUGUCAUGGCUUCAACGGCUUCUGCAGCAAUGAGUUUCCACGACGGUGGCGUUUACGUGCAAACCGCUGGACCCCGCUUCGAGACACCUGCCGAGGUUCGCAUGCUGCGAACGUUCGGAGACGUGGUAGGUAUGACUGGUGCCUCCGAGGCCGUCUGCUGUGGCGAGCUGGGAAUCCCCUACAUGCAAGUCUGCUUUGUCGAUAACCUGGCGAAUGGUCUGAUCAGUGGAGCAGAACAAACGGAGAUUGCUGAAUUUCACGACAAUGUGAAGGCUAAUCUCAAACGCGUAGAGGUAAUUAUUGACCGAGUGAUUGAGACGUUGCGACAUUGA